Messenger RNA from Dimorphilus gyrociliatus, 2239 nucleotides. The record is from the annotation of a GenBank genome assembly. Lineage: Eukaryota; Metazoa; Annelida; Polychaeta; Dinophilidae.
AUAUUUCGCUGUUGAAAAGCCAUGGCGGCUUCCUGCGUGGACAUUGUCAAAAAAAUUUUCCCUAAUACUUCUACAUCAGUAGCUAAUUAUAUUAAUUGUUAGUUAAAUUUUUCAAUACUUUGUAUAAUAAGGAAAUUUUUUUUUUAAAAAUUAAAAUAUACUGUUUAGUUAGAUUGUUAUUGCACAACAUGUUGCAUAACCCCUUAUUAUCGUCUUUUCUGCAGCUAUGCUCUCGGAUGGAGGAGCAAAUGAUUAUGACAAUGCCGAAGAGCUAUAUAAUGAUAUUAUUCAAUUCUUUCGUGGACCAGCUUUUCGAAAUGAAACGGAUAAUAUCAAAAAAUUAUGUGAUGAUUUGUUAAAAUUAAUGAAAACUGGCGAAAAGCAAGAAACGUUUGAUUUAAAGCCACUUGAAAACCCUUUAAUUAUGAAUGAAACUAUUCUUGAAGCACCUAAGCAGAUGUUACACCAGCCUGAAAUUUAUAAAAUGAGAACUGUUGAUGAAAAGAAGCUAAGAAAAGCUGAAGAGAAACUUAAGGCUAAAAGUGAAAAGAAGGAAAACAAGAUAGUUAAGCCAAAAGAAGAGGCUGAAGAAGUACUGGCCACUGUUAGUCAGCAAACCGACCGAAAGGUUGCUAAACUCGAUGCUAACUCUGAUAUUAGAUUAGAAGAUUUCGAUGUUUCCUAUGGAGAAAAAACACUACUCCAAAAUGCUAACUUAACUCUGUCAAGAGGAAGAAUUUAUGGUCUUGUUGGCCGUAAUGGAGUUGGAAAAACAACUCUGUUAAGAAUGAUUGCUUCAGGAGGAUUGAAAAUUCCUAAUAUUAUCAGAAUAUUACAUGUUGAGCAAGAAGUAAAGGCCGAUGAUACACCUGUUUUACAGAGUGUUUUAGAGAGUGAUGAAAGGAGAAACAAUUUAAUAGCAAUGGAACAAGAACUAUUAAAAGACGGUUCCAGCAGUGAAAAAUUACAAGCUGUUUAUGCUGAAAUGGCUUCUAUCGACGCUGACUCUGCACCAGCUAGAGCUGCAGCAAUCCUUUGUGGUUUAGGAUUUGAUAAUGAAGCCCAACAAAGAAAGACAAGUGAAUUUUCUGGUGGAUGGAGAAUGAGAUUGGCUCUUGCAAGAUCUCUAUUCUCUCAACCUGAUCUGUUACUUCUUGACGAACCUACAAACAUGUUGGAUAUGAAAACAAUAGCUUGGUUGGAGGAUUACUUGCAUUCGUGGAAAUCAACUGUAUUCUUAGUGUCUCACGAUCGUGCCUUCUUAACAAAUGUAUGCACUGACACUCUACACAUGAUUAGAAGGCAAUUAAUUCAUUAUCGGGGUGAUUAUGAAGUGUUCGAAAAAACACGAGAAGAAAGAGAAAAGAAUCAGAAAAAAGAAUAUGAAGCUCAGCUUGAGUAUAGACAACAUAUUCAGGUAUUUAUAGAUCGAUUUAGGUAUAAUGCAAAUAGAGCCUCUCAAGUUCAAAGUAAAAUUAAACAUCUGGAAAAGUUACCAAAAUUAAUUCCUGUAGAACCGGACCCUCCAGUAAUUUUUAAAUUUCCUGAUUGUGAUCCGCCAUCUGGAGGUGCAGCAGUUCAAUUAGAUGAAGUUAAAUUUAAAUAUGACAAUAGCGAUAGAGUGAUUUUGCGAGAUGUUUCUAUUAAUGCCAGCCCUGAUGCUAGGGUUUGUAUUGUUGGAGAUAACGGAGCAGGAAAGUCUACACUUAUAAAGCUAUUGUUAAAUGAAUUAACUCCUACUGGUGGCGAAAGAAAGGCACAUAGGCAUUGUAGAUUUGCUUAUUUCGCCCAACAUCAUAUAGAUAGGUUAGAUUUGGAUAAGAAUCCCGUUGAAGUGUUACAAAGUGCACUACCUGGAAAACCUGUUGAAUUUUACAGGAGCAAAUUAGGAGGAUUUGGUGUCAGUGGAGAUAUGGCACUAAGAACUGUUAGGAAACUUUCUGGAGGUCAAAAGUCCAGGGUGGCUUUUGCCAUGAUGACUUUAAGCAGUCCCAAUUUUCUUGUAUUGGACGAACCUACCAAUCAUUUAGAUAUGGAUACUAUUGAUGCACUUUCAACAGCAAUCGAUAAUUUUGCUGGUGCGGUGAUCUUGGUAACUCACGAUCAGAAAUUAGUAAAAAGAGUUUGUAAAGAACUGUGGUUGGUAGCCGAUGGUCACGUAAAGAUAAUAGGAGGGGGAAUGGAUGAAUAUACGAAACUAGUAAAGAAACAACUACAACAACUAAAUUCUGGAAAAUAA